Styela clava is the source of this 1269-nucleotide messenger RNA. RefSeq lists its product as uncharacterized. The record is from RefSeq and is a predicted model, not a curated record. NCBI's taxonomy places the organism in Eukaryota, Metazoa, Chordata, Ascidiacea, Stolidobranchia, Styelidae.
AAUUUACCAUGCUUGGUUAUGUUUAAAAAUGAUUUGUACGGACUCAAUUUAAUGUGGUAAUUUGUAAAGUGGUUAUCUUUUAAAUUACAGUAAUGAAAAUAUGUUUAGAAAUUUCGACCAAUAGAAGAUGGUAUCACAGUUUCGAGAGUAAAACUCUCCUAUUCAAAAACCUAUAAAUACCACGAGACUUGUUCAGUUGUCAAGUCUCUUCUACACUGACACAAGUUGACGUUCUACAUCUACAACUACGGCCUAUGAUCGACGUCAUUGAUUGGCAGCAAAAAUGGAAACAUCAUACGCACUCUGCCUUAUCAUUGCGGCUUUAAUCUGCAAAACGUUCGCACAAAUCCCCGAUGUUGCCCAACAGCACUUGCCAUGUCCAUCGCCAGAUCCAUAUCCACCAAUAUGCGAUUAUGAUCAAUACUCGCUAUUUGACAGAGAGGUUCGCUGUGACAUGUUGCAUGUUAGUCUCUCUCCUCCAUCCUCCUGUACAUAUGAAAAAUGUUACGUUCCUAUCCCGAUACCCGAUCAGCCAUGCCCCUACAUUGUCUAUGGUUACAAUUGCAGAUCCGGAAAUUACCCUAACGGAUGCACCAACACAAACACUUGCCAAAGUACAUACAAAUGUGUACAAGUUCCGUAUUCCCUGUUUGUCUACACGAUUCCAUAUUGUGAAUGCGGACCCGAACUCGGAAUACCGCUUGGGUGAAUGAAGUGCUUUCACCAAAUCUUCGUUAUGAUAUAUAAUAUAUAUAUAUCGUAUAUUUCAGAAUACAUUUUGAAGCACUUAAUGUAUGUAAUCACAAGAUUUCACGAUUAAUAUAUAUCUUUUGAAAUGCAUAUUUUUGCUUUCUUUCAUAGCACGGGAUGGAGAAUUAGAUAAAAUUAAUACAGCUUGACUUGAACAACUUGAAUAUUUUCUGACCAAACGGCAACCACUUUAAAUAAGUGGAACAUUUAUUAGGGUUGAUUAGGUAACAUUUCUGUUACUUGUUAUCCACAAUAACAUUGUUACGUUAGCUUCAGAAAUUGACAUAAAUAAAACAAUACAGCAUUUUAACUGAAUUACACCGAUUUUAAAUAAUCAUUCGAGGUUUGAAAGCAAUGCAUGUACCACCUUUUAGUUUCGACAUUCUUUUCAAUAAUCAGGAAAUUGCUGAUGCUAUAUAUACUUGUGCUUCACAAUAUGCUUUUUAUUUCAUCAGUCAGUUCAAAUGCUUGAAAAUUUGAAUAACCAUCGGAUCCGAAUACAUGGAGGAUCGAUAUUAC